CACCCGGUGACGUCCCCUGUGGCUGUCUUCUGCCUAUCAGGCACACCGCCGAUGACCCCCGACACCUCCUCUUCCUGCCCCAAGCACCCUUCCUCUCUGCCAGGAACCUGGAUUACCUCCCCAGGUGGCCGGUUCGGUAGCCAGGUGGGGCAGUAUGCCACUCUGCUGACCCUGGUGUAGCUCGGUGGCCGCUAGGCCUUCAUCCUGCCAUCUAUCCUGCUGCCCCCGCCCUGCGUUCUGCAUCCCCUGCCCACGCUGGUGCCCGGGGCGGACAGCCACACGCCUGGGCGGGAGCUGCACCCGUAUACCUGCUCGAAUGCCCCUUUGCCGAAGCUCGCCAGCCUCCCCUGCUCCUACUUCCACCAUCUCCGGAAAGGGAUCUGGAGCGGGUUCGCCCUGCAUGACCACCUUCGGGACAAGGCCCAAGGUUUCAUGAGACAGCUGCGCCUGCUCCACUCUGAGGACCCUGUCACGUCCGCAGGUGUCCACGGGUGCCGUGGGGACUACCUGGGGGCUAUGCCCCAAUGCUGGAAGGGCAUGCUGGGCGAUCGCGCCCAUCCCCAGCAGGCCGUGGGCUGGUUCCAGGCAAGGCACGAAGCCCUCAUGUUUGUGGUCACCUGCAUGGCGUGGUGUUGGGAUAACGGUGACACCUCCCAGGGGGAUGUGGUCUUCGCUGGCGAGGGGCAGGAGAAUCCCUGGGGAGGGACUGACUUUGUGCUGCUCACACAAGUCAACCACGCCAUCGUGACCUUUGGCACUUCCGGCUCCUGGGCUGUCUACCUGGCUGGUGGAGACACCGUCCACCUGGCCGACUUCACCCUGCCUGACUCCAGCUUUCACAAGAUCUUUAAGCCCGAGGCCGCCUUCCUGCCGGAGUGGGUGGGCAUUAACACAGACUUGUCUCCACUCUGGAAGUGGCCGCCGAGCUUUUCUGAAAUAGCCUGA
Pteropus alecto (black flying fox) is the source of this 945-nucleotide messenger RNA. RefSeq names its product fucosyltransferase 1 (H blood group) (gene FUT1). Gene Ontology annotation, molecular function: galactoside 2-alpha-L-fucosyltransferase activity. Gene Ontology annotation, biological process: carbohydrate metabolic process. The record is from RefSeq and is a predicted model, not a curated record. NCBI's taxonomy places the organism in Eukaryota, Metazoa, Chordata, Mammalia, Chiroptera, Pteropodidae. Gene Ontology annotation, cellular component: membrane.